This is a messenger RNA of Solanum dulcamara, 398 nucleotides long. Its product is annotated as calmodulin-binding transcription activator 5-like. Lineage: Eukaryota; Viridiplantae; Streptophyta; Magnoliopsida; Solanales; Solanaceae. Gene Ontology annotation, molecular function: transcription coregulator activity; protein binding; double-stranded DNA binding. The record is from RefSeq and is a predicted model, not a curated record. Gene Ontology annotation, cellular component: nucleus. The transcript is spliced from 2 exons. Gene Ontology annotation, biological process: regulation of transcription by RNA polymerase II. The coding region runs from base 1 to 342 and encodes 113 amino acids.
AUGCAGGCUGUGUUCCGUGGUUUCCAAGUCCGAAGGCAGUACUGGAAGAUAAUUUGGCUUGAAAAGGCAUUAUUUCGGUGGCGUUUGAAGAGGAAAGGUUUCCAUGGGCUUAAACUCCAGUCUAGUCAAGUAGUUAAUCACAAACCAGAUGAUGUGGAGGAGGAUUUCUUCCAAGCCAGCAGGAAACAAGCUGAAGAACAUAUUGAAAGAUCUGUUGUGCGAGUUCACGCCAUGUUCCGUUCUAAGCAAGCACAAGAACAAUAUAGGAGGAUGAAGUUGGAACAUAAUAAAGCAACGCUGGAAUACGAAGGGACUCUCAAUCCUGACACUGAGAUGGACUAAGAGGACAAGUUACAAGCAUUUCAUAUAUAUGGCUGAUUUAGCACUGCUGAUGGAAA